AUGGAUCCGGUCGAAGGAGGAGGGGAAGAAGAUUCUCUAGGGGAGAUCCUUGGAUCACUGCACUUGGGAGAUGAGAGCGAGAUCGAGGAUGCGAACGACCAUGAUCGAUCAGUGCUGGAUCAGACAACCGAUAGUCAGCCUCAAGAUGCUUCUUUCUUCCUCCACGACCUCUCGGUAGAGGAGCCAACGGCCUCGUUUCCUAUCAACUACAGCCUGUACAAAUCGACCGCCGUAGAAUGCGAGAGGAAAGGAUGGAACAUACGGCACUACGGGCUCGAAGAAUCCACAGAAGAAGAGAAGUGGAAGUAUGAACAAGAGACGAGACGGCAUGAAAUGUACAGGGAACUUCUCCACCCCAGGAGCGAGAAGCCGGAGCCAAGCAGAUCCGUUAGUCUUCUUGAUGCCACCAUGGCCACGCUCCAUAGGAUCCAGGAGGAGAACCGCGGGAGAAGUUUCCUAGACUGCGAGGAUGGUGAGCGGCCGGCAAUCUUUCAUGGUCUCUUCAUGAACGAAGAAGUCAGAGCACGAGUAGACAUGCUGGAGUACUUAGGCAAUGAGGAAUGGGGAGCAGUGAAAAUCAACACAGAAAAAUUUUCUCUCAGGGAUUCUAAGCAUUUUGCCCUUGCGUUCUCAGUGUAUGUUGUCAAGAAGUGCGGAGUUCGAGUUACCAAGGCUGCGACGGUGUACGGGAACGCGCAGUUUCGCAAAGGGAUGGAAGCAUCAAGAUUGUGCAGUUGA
Messenger RNA from Guillardia theta CCMP2712, 738 nucleotides. RefSeq lists its product as hypothetical. The record is from RefSeq and is a predicted model, not a curated record. The transcript is spliced from 5 exons. Bases 1 to 738 code for a protein of 245 amino acids. Lineage: Eukaryota; Cryptophyceae; Pyrenomonadales; Geminigeraceae.